Messenger RNA from Thlaspi arvense, 321 nucleotides. The record is from the annotation of a GenBank genome assembly. Lineage: Eukaryota; Viridiplantae; Streptophyta; Magnoliopsida; Brassicales; Brassicaceae.
AUGGGUUUCGGUUCGAAUGUGUAUAUCACCAGUGCUCUUGCCUAUAUGUAUGGGAAAUCCGGUGCCGUUUCAAGCGCACAACGAGUGUUUGAUGAAACGCUUCACAGAAACGCAGUCACUUGGAAUUCUUUGAUGUCUGCUUAUCUGCAUAAUCAAUUACCGGAAUUAGCAAUUAAAUUGUUUGUAGAGAUGCUUAAGGAGGGAAUAUUUCCAACGGCAAUUAGUUUUGUCAACUGUCCUGAGUGGUUGUGUGCAAUUAGAGGCCAGAGAACUGGGUGCUCAGGUGCACAGUUUUUGUUUGAAAACUGGCUUCUGUUUUAA